Molecule: messenger RNA, 1835 nt
Organism: Polyodon spathula (Mississippi paddlefish)
Lineage: Eukaryota; Metazoa; Chordata; Actinopteri; Acipenseriformes; Polyodontidae
Product: transmembrane protein 255B-like
Exons: 9
Coding region: 459-1430 (323 amino acids)
Source: RefSeq, a predicted model, not a curated record
UGUUGCUGUUUUCCACGUGGUUGGCGAAUUCCUCUUCAUUUUUGAUAAUCUUGGUGGUUCAGCAGGAUUCAUCUUUAUUUCCACAGCUCAGCUGCUGCUGGGUCACACUACACCCAAGCAAAACAGCAGGGCGAUGCAGUGGUGGGGUGAAUUAUGAGCCGCUUCACUUCUUAUGAGGUCUGAAACCGGACCUCAUCCGAUCUCCAGAUGACAACCUCUAUAUUUGAUUUUUUUUUAAAAAACCUUCUCCUAAUCCAAUUUUAACGUGUUUGACGAGUUCUGAAGCCGCAUGGUGUCCGUUACUGUGAGGAAUUAGCCACACAGAAAUAAUUUUUGAAAGGUAUAUCGAUUGGAGGCGCAGGUCCCAUAUUACUUUGUCACAGUUGCCUGCUCGAGUCAAGGGAUCUCUUAACUCCAGUGCUUGUGUUUAUCAUCAAAGAAAUAUUGCUGAAGGCAAAAUGCAACAGCCGUCAGCUCCAAGCACCGUUGAUGCAGUAGAUGCAGCAGGACAGUUUGCAAAAAGAAGGAGGACAGCGCUUUGGUUCACAAUGGCUCUUCUUGUGCUGUCUCUUAUCAUUCUGGUGUCGGGCCUAGCAGCGGGCGCUUGCACAGGCAACGUGGAUGUGGCUGGUUAUUACCCAGGGAUCAUUCUCAGCUUCGGCUCUUUUCUGGCCCUCGUUGGGAUCAAUCUGGUGGAGAACAGAAGACCAAUGCUGGUGGCCUCGAUAAUUUUCAUCAGCAUAGGAGUGAUUGCCGCGUUCUUCUGUGCUAUUGUGGAUGGGGUCAUUGCAGCAGAAUUUAUUGAUAGAAGACCUCUGUCUGAAGGCAGAUGCCAGUUUUAUUCCAGUGGUUCAGGUUAUGCCUAUGACAACUAUCACACAGAGGUUUUAUGUUAUACCUUCAGCAGUAAGUGCAAGCUGAGGGUUAAGAGUAACACUUGUUACUGCUGUGACUUGUACAACUGCGAAAGCCCUGAGCGCUACUCAAAGUACUAUGAAUACACGGGAGUGAGCAGCUGCAUGGAUGCCAGUCACCUCUAUCGCCUUCUGUGGGCCUCCGUCGUGCUCAAUGUGCUGGGGCUUUUCCUUGGAAUUGUCACAGCCGCGAUACUCGGGGCGUUCAAAGACAUUAAGCCAGUGUCCCAGAUUAACUGCAGCUCUGCGCCUCCUCCUUCUCACAUUCUCUACAACCCUGCUCAACAAGUCUUAACCUAUGCUGGUUUCUGCCCCUCUAACCAAGCGCUUCCAGCCUACCCCAAUUACCCACUGCCAGUCCAGCAUCAGAGCAGUUUCCAAGCACCGUCUUCAGCAGACACCCCUCUUCCUGAUGACAGUCAGGCCCCCUCCAGCUACGUGCUUUCUCCCAACGCUCCAUCUCUGUACACGCCCCCCUAUAACCCUGGGGAUAAACCACCACCGUAUGCUUCCUGAGAACAUGCUUCAGUGUCUCUGUGAAGACCAGUAGAACACCACAUGCUACUAAGAACACACAGCGACUGCGUGCAGUGAUCACUCCACUUCAUGCACUGUGAGCAAACAGGACCAUUCCAACCUUCUGUUUUUAAUAUGGAUUUUAAGGCAAACAAGUUUCUUUAAAUUACUGUGAAGUCUGCAUGCUGCCGAUCAUGUGUUCAUUUUAAUCCCUUGUUUUUAAACAUGCAGGGGGUUUUCUCAAUGGAUCUGAUAACAGCCAGUUUAGAUUACAGAAUCAGGACCCUUUUAAACAUAUCUUUUCUCACAGUGACUGUUUGUAUUGAAUGCUUGCUUUUGCUUUUAGUUCAGUUGAAUAGACCUCACAGUAUCAAAAUGUAUUGUCCUCAACAAGCAAACAAAAUA